CGUCGGUGUCUUGAGUGGGUACGCCGACUGUACGCCCUUUCCCUGCAAUAUCUGAGCUCGUCUGAAAAUGUUACGAACGCUAUUCACAUGACUGCGAAUGGCACGAUUUGCUUUUCUUCUGCAACAUGGUCCUUCCCGUCCUGUCAAUGCAACUCGCGGGCAGGUUCCCUAGAUGCGCAAUAUCUUUCAGCCUUUAUGUUAUUUUUCGACACGACGGUCAACGAGCGGACGAAAUGCAAGUGCUUUUUGCGGGAAGGGGACGGACACAAAAGUCAGGGACUGGCACGAACAUCUUAGGAUGGGAAUCGGGAACGCUUUGGUUUCUUAGGCUUCGCCCAUCAGGUGCGACAGUCUUCCUCCCUUAUUUUCUGCAUGCGGGUGCUCCUUCUCUUCAUUUUUGGUUCUUUCUGCGCAUGAGGGUGUGGUCACGGGGAUCGGUUCAAACAGGAGGCUUACUUCGUGUAUGGUCUGAAAUGUUCUGGAGGCGGUGGUGUGGUGUGCGGGUACCUCAGUGUGGACCGCAAGCAGAACGAUGGGCGGAGACCUGGCCAGAUGCGCGCGGGGAUGUCUAAGGCAUGGCAUGGUGCGGACAGUGGUGUGGGCAGUACCGAUCUGGUCACGUCCUAUCGUGUC
Paraphaeosphaeria sporulosa is the source of this 633-nucleotide messenger RNA. RefSeq lists its product as uncharacterized. The record is from RefSeq and is a predicted model, not a curated record. Lineage: Eukaryota; Fungi; Ascomycota; Dothideomycetes; Pleosporales; Didymosphaeriaceae. The coding region runs from base 126 to 572 and encodes 148 amino acids. The transcript has a single exon.